AUGCAACUUUUGGCUGGUGCUAACCUUAUUGAGGUUGACUUUAGUCUGAAGAAAGACAGAGUAUUAUUUAGCGAAGCCCAAAAACUUUUUGCCAUGAUUUUUGCUUUUGGUCAAGCCACCAUGUCCGUAAUGACCAGUCUCAUCUCUAUGCUUCUGAACGAACUUUUGCAAAAAGAAUAUGAUUUGAGCUUUGGUAUUUCUCUUUUUAUUGCCACCAACAUCUGUGAAUCCAUCGUUUGGAAGACAUUCAGUCCAACCACUGUCAAUGCUAGCUGA
Molecule: messenger RNA, 276 nt
Organism: Acaulospora morrowiae
Lineage: Eukaryota; Fungi; Glomeromycota; Glomeromycetes; Diversisporales; Acaulosporaceae
Source: the annotation of a GenBank genome assembly